Messenger RNA from Anguilla rostrata (American eel), 6982 nucleotides. It is a transcript of the gene acvr1l, whose product is annotated as activin A receptor, type 1 like. Lineage: Eukaryota; Metazoa; Chordata; Actinopteri; Anguilliformes; Anguillidae. The coding region runs from base 1203 to 2729 and encodes 508 amino acids. Gene Ontology annotation, cellular component: plasma membrane; BMP receptor complex. Gene Ontology annotation, biological process: cellular response to growth factor stimulus; transforming growth factor beta receptor signaling pathway; protein phosphorylation. The record is from RefSeq and is a predicted model, not a curated record. The transcript is spliced from 10 exons. Gene Ontology annotation, molecular function: transmembrane receptor protein serine/threonine kinase activity; ATP binding.
GCUAGCUUGCUGCUACAGACAGGCGUAGGCCCCCAGGACGCAACGUUUUGUUAUUGGGUGGGCGUUUUGUGUAGCGUUUCUACUGUAACGGACCACAAGCGUUUGCAAUUAUGGCAAGAACAAUCAGUGACCGUCUGGAUAUUUCUGUCGCGCUGACUAAUGCUCUUCUUAAAUUGAUGCAAAUUUUGGGUUAGUGCGUGGCUAAAGUUGGUAGAUCUGUGCCGAUUGUUGUCUAUUUAGAUGGCAAAUGUAAAAAAAAAAGCUAGCUUGAUACUUCCCUGGUCUAUAAUAGAAGCAACAUUAGAAAUACUGUUUUGUUUACAGCUGGCUUUGUUAAUUUAUCUUGUCUGGAAGCUGAGAGUGGGAGGUAUUGAUUAACAAACGGAUUAUUAAAAAAAAAAAAGAUCUGACCGUCACCACCCGUGGAAUGACCCAGUGAGCAAAAGCCAGAAUCCAGACGUCUAAAGGGGUGGAAAUCUAGGUUGAGAGACGUUUUGACGUAAACGGGUUAGGUCAACCCAAAUAUAGCUAGGUUUUACCAGUAUAUAGUCCGGCUUCGUCAUAGUCUGCUAGAAACUUUUCAACCAAAUGGAGACGGCAUUUCACCGACUUUCGGUAACUUUUCACCUCUAAAAUAUUCACUGGGGAGUUUUAAUCAUUGAAGUAGCUAGCUAGGUAGCCAACAUCAAAGCUGUGACAGUAAGGACUGUCUGAAUUAGGCAGUGGUGAAGGAAUACUGUGCAUGAUUUUUUCAGCCUUGAUGUGGUCCUGUGUUUACAAUAAUAUAAGUCUCCUCCUCCAUCUUCAACCCUGCCCACUUCCCCGAGUACCCCUUUGGCCACCUGGCUACCUAAAAUAGCUAGCUGGAUAGCUAGAGGUAGUCUUAAUUGCUUGUCCAACAGAAAACACGCCAACUCCGAGUCCCUUUUCAUCCUCCAUUGUGAACUUAAGCUGUCCUCAUCCAGAAAAUGAAAUUCCAAGGUUGACUUUGAUUUUUUAACAAGCCCUGUCGGCUUGUCAUUUCGCUUUGCUGUACUUGUGCUUCCUCCUCCACUGCUGUAGCUAGCUACGAACGCCAUGCUGAAACCUGAUCCCACCCCGCAGGCUCUGUAGCCACACCCACCCCUGCCCAGACAGAAAAGAGCGUCCGGCCUCCAAGGCCUUUUUGAAGGAGCAAGGAUUCCGCAAGUGUCCAAAAAGACAUGACCCUGAUGGCUCAGUGCAGCAUGCAAGUGCUUCUGCUGUUGGUCCUGAAGAUCCUACAGACAUCAGCUGAAGGUGGCGCCAUCGAUUGCCUGUGCGAUGGCAGCGCGUGCAUCCUGAAGCUCUGCCAGGGCAGGCAGUGCUUCUCCUCGGUGACGCUGAGUGGCGACACGCCGCACUUCAAACGCGGCUGCCUCAACGAGUCCGAGAAGAUCCUCCUGACCUGCUCCACGCUGCCCAGCGUCAGCUACGCCGUCCAGUGCUGCUCCCACCACCUGUGCAACUCCAACGACAGCAGCGACACGUUGACGCCCCUACUGCUCAAGGUGCCCCCAGCAGAACCGACCCGAUACAGAGUGGAGACCCUGGUGGUCUUCGUGGUCACGCCGUUCGUGGUGCUCGCCCUCCUGGCCAUCCUCGGCGUCCUGGCGUGCCGUCGGCUCCGCCACGGCCGCCUGGAGAGGCUGCACGAGCUGGACGCCGAGCAGGGCGCCAUCGACGGCCUGAUGGCGUCCAACGUGGGCGACAGCACGCUGGCGGAUCUGUUGAGUCACUCCUGCACCUCGGGCAGUGGCUCUGGUCUGCCUUUCCUGGUCCAGAGGACGGUGGCUCGACAGAUUAGCCUGGUGGAGUGCGUCGGAAAGGGGCGCUACGGCGAGGUGUGGAGAGGACAAUGGCAGGGGGAGAACGUGGCGGUGAAAAUCUUCUCUUCGAGGGACGAGAAGUCCUGGUUCCGGGAGACUGAGAUCUACAACACCGUUCUCCUCCGGCACGAAAACAUACUAGGGUUCAUGGCAUCAGACAUGACAUCACGGAACUCCAGCACCCAGCUGUGGCUCAUCACCCAUUACCACGAGAAUGGCUCCCUCUACGACUACCUGCAGCGCGUCGCCGUGGAGACGGUGGACGGGCUGCACAUGGCCGCCUCGGUGGCGAACGGGCUGGUGCACCUGCACACGGAGAUCUUCGGCACCGAGGGCAAGCCCGCCAUCGCCCACCGCGACCUCAAGAGCAAGAACAUCCUGGUGAAGAAAGACCUGCGCUGCUGCAUCGCCGACCUGGGUCUGGCCGUCACACACUCUCAGUCGGACAAUCGGCUGGAGGUGGGCAACAACCCCAAGGUGGGCACCAAGAGGUACAUGGCUCCCGAGGUGCUGGACGAGUCCAUCCAGACGGACUGCUUCGACGCCUACAAGCGCGUGGACAUGUGGGCCUUCGGGCUGGUGCUGUGGGAGAUCGCCCGCCGGACGUACAGCAACGGUAUCGUUGAAGAGUACAAGCCUCCGUUUUACGACCUCGUGCCGAACGACCCCAGCUUCGAUGACAUGCGCAAAGUGGUCUGCGUGGAGCAGCAGAGACCCUUCAUCCCAAACCGGUGGUUUUCUGACCCAACCUUGUCAGCCCUGGUGAAGCUGAUGAAGGAGUGCUGGUAUCAGAACCCCUCGGCCAGACUCACCGCCCUGCGCAUCAAAAAGACUCUGGACAAAAUCCACAGCUCCCUGGAGAAGGGCAAGGCAGACUGCUGAGGGGGCAUGGGGCGUAGAACGAUGGGGUGGGGGGGAUGUAAGGGGCUCUGCUUCUCUGAAGCAGGACGAAGCCUCCAUGCUGGUGGUGGGUUUGGGGUGGCGUAGGAAGGUCCCAUUUCUCCCACAAACUGGCAUGCAUUACAAACACUAAAGCGCUUUCCAAGAAGAAAAAAAGGAAUUUUUUUUUCUUCUCGUCGUAGUCUUUUCAUUUUUUUCAUGGUUGGUUUUGCCGUUGGGGUUUUUUUGUUUUGUUUUGUUUCUUCGCUUGUUUUUUUUGACAUUCACAUAACCUCUGGCUUGUUCCUUAACAAUGUGGUGCAUGUGUGUUUGUUCAGCAAAGCGAGUUUUUUUUUCCCCCAGUGAGGGAGGGCAGCUAUCGGUAUUUGUGUAGAAGCACCCUGCAGUGAACUGGGAUCCUACGACUUACCCGAGGGAGACCCCAGAGGAAAUGGGCCUCUCGUUGGCCAAUCAGCUUUGCCCAGCCCCCCCUCCCCCAUCCCCUCAAACCCCUCCCCUCAAAAUGUCUCCCCGCAUUCAGUAUCCCCCUGGGCUAUGUUUGUGAACGCUUGGGAUUUCUGGGCAGAAGGGGGAGGGGGUGGAAGAGUUGAGCAUAAUGGUAGGGUGCCUUAGAUUUUCCUUUUCCCUUCCUCCCUUGUUCGUUUAUCGAGGCGCUUCCAUCGUCCAAUCUCUUGCCGCCGCGAACGAAACUGCCGAAAGAGCAUCGUUUUGGACCGGAGUCGCAACCACUGAAUACUGCUCUGUGAAACGUUACAAUGCUGUCUGCAAAACAAAUUGGAAAAAAGUGCCAUAGGCCAUCAUGUCACCUCUCUUUAUGAAUGAAUAUUAAGCGGGUUAUUCUCAUUGCCCAGAAUCAUGUGUCUCACAGUUGUGAAUUCAGAGCAUGAGGCUAUCUUGUCUCAGCUGUGGCAAAUGUUGUGGAAAAUGUUGAACAGCCUCAUCAAUGCUAAUGGUUACCGCUUUAUAGAGAUGGCUGCAUGCUUUUCACACCUGCCUUGUCUGCCCUGACCAUGCAGGCAUAAGGAUGUUAUUGUAGACAAAAUGGUUGCCCUUGUUGCCUGUAUGAGGGCUAUGUGGCUAUCACCAAACGUUUUUACUAUGCCAAUGCAAAGGCAGCUGCCCAUAAGAUGUAUGUGGUUGAUGAUUGGUUGAUUACAAAGGUUGCGAAGGUCUUUAGGAGAGCAGGUUCUUCCUCUGCUAAAUCAGAAAAUGGGCAGCUUACAUUUAUUUUGUUUCACAGAAAUACAACUUUUUGUUAUUAGCUUUGCCCAAGCUAGCUAAAUGCAUCAUUCUUUUAAUAAGCUGCUAGUUAACGUAAGUUUAAAUUACACUGCAGUGAAGACUACUGCUACCUAGGUGGUUUGACAAGUGUUACAUUCGCUAAAUAGUUCAGCAAAAGCUUUUGUAGCUAGCUGGACGCCUAAUGCUGCUUGUCUGCAGGGUCUGUAAUGUUAAACUCCUUGUGCAAUUAAUAUUAUUUUAUUGUAUUUAUAUAUGAAGAACCAAUGAAGAAAACUGUCAUAUUAAGCUUUAUUUUUAUUUUAUUUUAUGAGUUUUUUUAUGCUGAAAGGAACAAAGUUCUUGCGCUGCCCACUACAGGAGCAUUGGUAUUGGUCUUUUGGAAACCAUGCCAGUUUAGUGGGCCAAUCAGUAGAGAACUUGUGAAUGAGUGAAUAUAAUAAUUACAGACUGGGCAUGCAAUGUCACAUCUCUAGUUGUCCUGUUUAGAAAUUACUUAUUUAAGACCAGAAUGAUACAUUAUAAUUUUACUGUUUAAUUAUCCUGUUUAAGUUGGAAAAAGUAAAUAUACAGCUUUAUCUCGUGGCUUAUUAAAAAUUUUAAAUGGCACAGAGUCUUUAAUAGAAAAUGCCAACAGAGCUAAUUGGCUGACUAGCUAGGUUGCUAACAAGAAGGCAGGGCUAAUGUUCACUUGUUUUUGGGUGGCUAAUUAGUAUCUACUCAUAAAUAUUAAUAUAAAACUUGCUUUGUGGAAAACUGGCUGGCUAAGCAGCUCCUUGUGGAAAUGCUGUAAGAUGGUAGUAAUUUGGAGGAGAGACUUGCUGUUCAUACUUAAAGUGGACUAAGUAUGAAUAGCAAAAAAAAAAAGUCUGCUUUAAGUUUGAAUGCUCUGAACUCAAUGAGUGCGUGUUUGCGUCCACAGGGGUGACAGGCAUGCAAGUUUAUGCAUGCAGAGCCCUUACUGCUUCGUCCAAUUUCCGAACGAGUGCUGUCAGAGGCGACCAUUUUAUGCGUCUGCUUCUGGUUCGAUGCUUUGAGAGAUGCUUAAAUGGCAGUGCAUUGUUACACGGGGACUGAGGGCGAUGCCAGUCUUGUACAUCCACCCUGCUAGCUUCCAUCUGCACUGACACAGAGCCACAGCCGCUGUUCUGCUGCAAGCCACCCUCAGCCCUCCUCAAAUGCAAAAAUCCUGCUCGAAGCAGGGCAGGGGGGUGGGGUUGUUUCAGCCUGAAUGCGUCGACUGGCAUGUACAAUUAUUACUUCCUGAAAAAGACAAAUCGCGUGCUUCAUAUUUAAUGUGAGUCUUUGAGUCCAUUUCUCUUGUGUGUUUGCAUGGUUUCUUUAAUGUGAGUUGGCCAUUCUGGUACAAGUUCAAACGGCUGCUUGUAUGCUGGUUUUGUUUUUGUGUGAGUCAAGCCAUCGUUAGCAGAAAAGCUAAGGUACCAAGCCAAGAGGAACAAAAAAUACUAUGGUUUAUAAACAUUUUUACAUCACCAAGGUCUUGUAUUUAUUAUCUUUUUAUAUCCUUGAAGGAUCAAAAAUAUGAAGUAACAACAAUGAAUCUUGACGUUGUUUUCCUUUUUUAAUAAAUUUGCUUACCAAACAUAAUCAGAUACACAAUUUAGGAAAAAUGGCUAUUGUAAGUUUGCCAUUGUGAGCUCUGAAUGCUGUGAAUACUGUGAAUGCAUAAGCAUUUGAGUUAAAAACACUGAAAGAUACACACUAAAAAUAUUGAAAGAUACAAACACUAAAGUUGUUUUUAUAAGAGUACUGUCCUUAUAAAAAUGUUAAGAACUUAAGAAUUACAAACACUUGAGAGUAGAAAUUUAUAAAACUGUGAAAUACACUAAAUAGCUAAUAUUUAAUAAACUGUAUGUAACUAAGUAGCCCCUAUAUACACUGCAGAAAACCUACUGGUUAUGUGAACAAAAAGCUGUUUUUCUUGAUUUGCUUAAUUCAUUUAUAUUUGCUUUUACAGUAACUGCAUAUCUGACAAGUUAACACUAAGGCUAAACACAUGGCACCCUUACUGAGUGGAUGACUUGCAUAACUGCUCUGAAGCGUAUUAUUAAUAUUAGAAUGUGUUGUAUGAUUUGGUCAUUUCUGAGCUUAUUUAUCUAGAUAUCUAAAGUUGCAAACUUGCACAAACAAGUUGAGAUGGCUACACACUGCUGCAAACCUACAAAUAAUUACUUGAGUCAGUCAAGGGUGUGGACAACCAGCCUAUGAGAAUGCUAUGCUGAACACUUCCUGGUCCAGAGCAGGGAUUAUGGAGGCAGGGAUACUUAAGGUUCACUUUACUACAAAACCCAAUCUAUAACCACUUAAACCCAAAGAAAGACAUCUGUGAGAUCGGCUUCUGUUUGCAUAUUUGGGGUCUUUCUGGUUUGGGGCCUGUGAUGUACUGUCCCAUUUCUCUCUGUAGAAUCCCGGCUGGUGCCUAGAAAACUGCAUUUCUUAUAUUGGUGUCGUCUGUGGCUCCACUGUCGUGGUGAGUUGCUAGCUACCAAUCAAACAUCAACACCUGAUGUUACAGGGCCACGAUUGGACUGGCCGAGGUCCCAGUGCUCCAUGGUGUGGGACUGGUUGAAUGAACUUUGCAAGGAGACUGUGCACCUACCUUUUAAUGGCUUGGUCAUAACAGCUGUUGGCAGGAAAACCUUUUUGAUGCUACUCUCAGGUUUUACAGUAGCACAUGCAGCAAUGGUGGCUACAAUACACAUGCUGACUAAUCGUGACUAAACAGCACACUAUAUUUGAACAAUUUAUUAAAUUACCCCAGGUGGAGUUUAAAAGCCUCCUCAGAAUUUGUGUCAGUCUUUCUAUGGAAACACAUUACACAACUGCAAAGGAAAAGUGCUUACUGUAUACAAGCAGCGGCACCAUGAAGAGAUAGUUGUUCAUUUUAAAAUGUCACAUUUGUUUAAAUACUUUUUUUUAAUGUUGCUUAUUGUUUUUGUUUUUUUGUACAUGCAAUAAAAACCAUGUUCACAGCA